Pipistrellus nathusii (Nathusius's pipistrelle) is the source of this 222-nucleotide messenger RNA. Lineage: Eukaryota; Metazoa; Chordata; Mammalia; Chiroptera; Vespertilionidae. The record is from the annotation of a GenBank genome assembly.
AUGUCCUCCGGGGCCAGCGUGUACGCCCUGCAGCGCCUGGUGGAGCAGCUCAGGCCGGCGUGGAGAGGAUCAAGGUCUCUCAGGCGGCUGCUGAGCUUCAGCAGUACUGCACGCAGAAUGCCUGCAAGGAUGCCCUGCUGGUCGGAGUUCCAGCGGGUAGCAACCCCUUCCGGGAGCCCAGAUCCUGUGCUUUACUCUGAAGACUGGAAAGAAGUUUGCUAA